UAAUCAUUGAGUUGGUGCAGAGGUUGAUCGCCGCUCAGAGGAUGUGCAGCAACAACGUUUAUUGGACAGUUUUUUAACUAUUAUUUCAGUCUGUUUUUUUCAUUCUUAGCGCACUGAUAGCUGCACACUUGAGACAAAAAUCCAUUUUGUGUUCUGCCUGUUUAAAGAUGUUAGCUGUUCAUCUAGUUUCAUUUUUCUUCUCCAAACUUCAGGAGGAUCCUACUAAGAAGGUGGACAGGUUCCUGCAUGCGAUGCGUCUCCAUGACGAUCGGUUAAGUGACAUCUCAAAACGUUUUCUGGCUGAAAUGAAGAAAGGCCUUUCAGCAGAAAGUACUGCAGCUGCAGCAGUGAAAAUGCUACCGACACAAGUUCGCUCCACUCCUGAUGGAUCAGAGAAAGGAGAGUUUCUGGCUCUAGAUCUUGGAGGCUCCAACUUUAAGGUUCUUAGAGUUAAAGUCAGAGAGGAUGUAGGAAUAAAAAAGGGAGGAGUAGAGAUGGAGGAGAAGACUUAUCCGAUACCAAAUGAGCUGCAUGCCGGGAAAGCUGCUGAGUUAUUCGACCAUGUCUCAGAAUCUCUGAAGGAUUUUCUGCAUGAAAAGAAUAUCAGUCCAUCAAAUAAACAUCUGUUAGCCUUUACCUUCUCUUUCCCCUGUGAGCACCCUAGUUUGGAUCAGGGAUUAUCCGUCAGCUGGGGAAAGAAUUACAGAGUUCGGGGCCUUCAGGGGAAAGAUGUGGUCCAGGCGCUUAAAGAGGCUAUUGGCAGAACUGGGGAUAUGGACGUAGAGGUCCUGGCGAUGGUUAAUGACACCGUGGCGACCAUGAUGACCUGUGGAUUUGAUGACCAGUGUUGUGAAGUAGGACUCAUCAUUGGAACUGGUACCAAUGUCUGCUACAUGGAAGAGCUGCGUCACAUCGACCUGGUGGAAGGAGAUGAGGGCCGGAUGUGUGUGAACACUGAGUGGGGGGGGUUUGGAGAUGAUGGGGCUUUGGAUGAUUUCAUUACAGAGUUUGACAGAGAUGUUGAUGCAGCCUCCCUCAACCCUGGACAACAAACAUUUGAGAAGAUGGUCAGUGGGAUGUAUUUGGGAGAGCUGGUGAGGCUGGUUGUUUUAAAGAUGGCUAAACUGGGACUGCUGUUUGAUGGGCGUGUGUCCGAUGCCCUGAGGACCAAAGGGAAUAUAACCACUGCAGAUGUAGCAGCGAUGGAGGAGAACAGAAAUGGUCUGAAAAACACCAAGGACAUUUUGACUCGCCUUCAUUUGAGUCCUUCACCUGACGACUGCAUCGCUGUUCAGCACGUCAGCACCAUCGUCUCCUUCAGGUCCUCCAAUCUGGUGGCUGCCGGGCUGGCAGCCAUCUUAACUCGGAUCAGGCAGAACCGGAAUUUGAGAGGAUUGAAAAUCACAGUAGGCGUUGAUGGUACUCUAUACAAAACGCACCCACAGUAUCCUAAACGCCUUCAUAAAGUUGUGCGGCGGCUGCUUCCCGAUUGUCAGGUCAGGUUUGCUCUCUCAGAGAGUGGUAGCAGCAAAGGUGCCGCCCUGGUGGCAGCAGUAGCUCAGCGUCUGACAUCACAGAGAAGAAGGGUGGAUGAGGCGCUGUCUCUCUUCAGACUAAACCAGCAGCAGCUGCAGCUGGUAAAAUCUAGGAUGAGAGAAGGGCUGGAGGCUGGGCUCAGGGGUAAAGGCUGCACAGUAAAAAUGCUUCCCUCCUUUGUAUACCACACACCAGACGGCACAGAAAAUGGAAAUUACCUUGCUUUGGAUCUUGGAGGGACAAACUUCAGAGCUAUGCUUGUGAGAUUCAAAAGACAUAAAUCCCAACUUUACCAUAAGAUUUAUACCAUUCCGCUGGAGAUAAUGCAAGGAACUGGAGAAGAGUUGUUUGACCACUUGGCUCAGUGUGUCUGUGACUUCCUGGACUACAUGGGGCUGAAGAAGGCAUGUCUGCCUGCUGGCUUCACCUUCUCUUUCCCUUGUGAGCAGUCUGGUAUUAAUAAAGGCACCCUGGUAAGCUGGACUAAAGGCUUCAAGGCCACAGACUGCGUAGGACAGGAUGUUGUUUUCAUGCUCAGAGAUGCCAUCAAGAGACGAAACGAGUUUGACCUGGACAUUGUUGCAUUAGUAAAUGACACGGUUGGGACUAUGAUGAGCUGCGCCUAUGAGGAUCCUCAGUGUGAAAUUGGAAUGAUUGCAGGAACAGGAUCAAACCUCUGCUACAUGGAGGAAGUGAAGAACAUUGAAAAGCUGAAACAGGGCCAUGGCACCGCAAAGAAAGACAAAGAGCAGGAAGAGAACCAUGCGAUGAAGCCAGAGAAGUCAAAUGUGGAGGCUGACGAAUCCAAAAUGUGCAUAAACACAGAGUGGGGCGGUCUGGGUGACGACCACUGUCUGGAUGACAUCAUCAAUCCUUAUGACGCAGAGGUGGAUAUACACUCAGUAAACCCGGGAAAGCAAAGGUUUGAAAAGAUGACCGGUGGGAUGUACCUGGGUGAAAUUGUCAGACAGGUUUUACUGGAUCUCACCAGACGAGGACUACUGUUCAAAGGACAUGUCACCGAACCAUUAAAAACCCCUGGGAUAUUUGAAACAAAAUAUCUUUCACAAAUAGAGAGUGAUCGCUUGGCUCUGCUGCAGGUCAGAUCUAUACUGCAGCGGCUGGGGCUGCGUGGCACAAGUGGCGACAGCAUUAUUGUCAAAGAGGUGUGUGGAGCGGUGUCACGCCGUGCAGCUCAGCUGUGUGGUGCAGGAAUGGCAGCAGUGGUGGAUAAGAUCAGAGAAGACCGCAGACUGGAGCGUCUGAGCAUCACUGUGGGGGUAGACGGUGCUCUGUACAAACUGCAUCCACAUUUCUCUCAGGUCGUGAAAGAAACAGUAAGAGUUAUGGCUCCUCAGUGCGAUGUGACGUUCCUGCCGUCAGAGGAAGGCAGUGGGAAAGGUGCUGCCCUCAUUGCAGCUGUGGUCCAAAGUAUAAACAACAUAUAAACACUUAGAAAAUGUAAGGCUGUCAUUUACUUUGAAUCAACACAGAAUAUGGAAGACCUGCAAGUGGAAAAUAACUUCCUAUGAUAAAUCAUUUUUAAAAGAUCUAGCUGUGUUAGAGUGUUUUUACAUUUAACUGCAACUGUAACUUUGAGGAUAUUAUGGGGCCUUAUUUUCAUAUAGCAGUUUCUAUUCUGAUCAGCUUGUCCAGGUCAAGGCUAGAUUAAUAUUUGCUCUUUCUGGAACUAUUGGAAGGUCAUGUGUUGCUGUUCAGAUUCUAACUGGUCUUGUUUCCUCCCCAAAAAGUUGAUCUUUUUAUGGUUUAAACAAGAGGUCUUUGCAAUAAACACACGCAGAGCUUCCUAAAUUUACAUAUUUUUUUUUUUUUUUUACCUUUUUUCCCCAUUACAGCCACAAUAAGCAAAAUGUGACCAAAAUGUGAUCAGUGUAUUAAAAUCAAAUAGAAAGACAAUUGCACAUUGUUGUUUUUUUUAUUUAUUUUCAUUUCACAAGGGAAAAUUAUUAUUUUAGCCCAUCUAUAAGCCUGUUGUAUGUCUCUACAGGCUUUGCAGAAAAACUGAAUUAUUGGAGAGUAUGUAACAUCUGUUUUCAAAUUUACCAAAUAUGUUAGAAUGGGUUUAGAGGUGGACUUUGUUUAGGCCCUUGUAAUAAUAAUAAUAAUUGAACUUUAUAGGAAAAAUUUACUGCUGCAUUUCACCCAUCCCCUUGGGGAGCAGUGGGCUGCCAUCGUGUGGCGCCCAGGGAGCAAUCAGUGGUUAAGGGUCUUUGUUCAGAGAUCUAGAGUGGAAGUCUGUGGGAGUGGGGCUUGAAUUCAGAACCUCAGGAUUCCAAGCUCUAUGCCCUAAGCGCUAGACUGCCACUCCUCCAACCAUGCUCUUUACUCUCCCAUUUCAGGACUGGCUGGUGUGCUACGUUCAGGGUUGUUGUCUUGCUUGAAGGUGAAACUGAGCUCCAGUCUGAAGUCUUUUGCAGCCUCUAGCACAGGGGUGUUAAAAUCCAGUCCUAGGGUGUCCUGACUUUUGCACACAUGUCUCUGCUUCAUCACACUUUGAUUAAAUAAUUAGAUCCUUUGCAUAACUCUAGAAUUUGAUUUCAACUGAGGAGGUAAUAAAGCCAUUUGAUUUCAGGUGUGGGACAAGGGAGAUAUCCAAAAUCUCCAGGUUAGAGGUCCCCAAAUACUAGAGUUUGACAUUCAGAUAAUUCUUCACCUUGUAGCUCCAUCCAUUUUUUCAUUUACUUUGCCCAGUUCCCCUGCCUCUGCUUAAUAAAUGCAUCCCUAUACUAUGAUCCCUUUACCACCAUGUUUUACCAAAUGGCUUAGGUCUUAAAUGUGACUUUUAGGGUACGUUUUUUUUACACUAUAAAGGGAUUUCCAUGUAGUCCAAAAGGUUAUAUUUGGGGU
Molecule: messenger RNA, 4404 nt
Organism: Cyprinodon tularosa
Lineage: Eukaryota; Metazoa; Chordata; Actinopteri; Cyprinodontiformes; Cyprinodontidae
Product: hexokinase HKDC1-like
Exons: 21
Coding region: 168-2984 (938 amino acids)
Biological process (GO): intracellular glucose homeostasis; glycolytic process; glucose 6-phosphate metabolic process
Cellular component (GO): mitochondrion; cytosol
Molecular function (GO): mannokinase activity; glucokinase activity; ATP binding
Source: RefSeq, a predicted model, not a curated record